Molecule: messenger RNA, 1548 nt
Organism: Striga hermonthica
Lineage: Eukaryota; Viridiplantae; Streptophyta; Magnoliopsida; Lamiales; Orobanchaceae
Source: the annotation of a GenBank genome assembly
AUGUUUUCGACCCCUUCUAAGGAAUCCUCCUUCGGUGCCCGCAAAAAUGUCGCUAACCGGAGAGACGACGAUUCCACUCCGGUGGCCGGCAACCGGAGACCACUGCUCGACAGCCCAACCGUCCCAAACCGCCCCGCCACUGGGACCCCCGCCCCUUGGGCCUCUCGCCUUUCCGUCUUCGCUAGGUCGUACCUCUAUUACGCAGAGUCGCCUUUCAUACUUCAGAGCCACUUUCCUAAAGUUCUUCUACUCUAUUCUUCUGGAACAGAACGGCUUAAAGUUUCUGUCGUACUUGAUUUUUACUCGAAUCUUGUAGUACUCUCAAAGAUACUACUCGAAUCAUAUUCUAAUGCUAUCACAGCAAAAGUCGAUCGGAAAGAAGAUCAUCGAAGUCUGUUAGAGGAGUACUCAAAAUGUAGAGAUACCCUUCUCGACUCCCUUUAUAAGCAAGUGAAAGAUUUCAUACAUGCAAAGUUACAGGAUUCACCUGAGGAAAAUGAGGAAUUGAAUAAGGAUACUCUGAUGACAUUUUCUUCAAAGUUAUUGUCAAUUGCAAAACGUCAUGAGGGCUAUCAGGCUAUGUGGAACAUAUGCCGUGAUCUCAACGAUUUCGAACUCCUCCAUGAGUCUCAUGUGCAUGAAAACAUCAGACCAAAAGGAGGUUUCAGUUGCUUUGUAUUCAAACAAUUCUAUGAUAGCAUACAAUUUUCAGAACUAAUGCUGCAGGGUGAAAAGUUUCUUGACGAGCUUGCUACAAUUCUGAGGCAGCAUCCCGAUCUUCUUUGGCUUCACGAGUUGUUUCUUCGUCAAUUUUCCUCAGCUUCUGAAACUUUACAUGCAUUAUCUAAUUUAUCUCUUCCUAAGGCUAAUAGAUCAGUUUCAGAUACUGAUGAGACUGAACCUAAUGGCCCACAACCUAAAUUAACUUUGGCUUGGAGAAAGCAUUUUUUGAAUCUCGCAAAACUAUCAGCUAUGGCAGGAAGAGAAGUUGGUGACGAGCUAAAGGUGAAGCGUAUUGAAGCUGAUCUGAAUUUUCUACAAGUACAGGGAGAAAUAAUGAGGUUUGUAGAUGAUGGUAUGGCCAAGAAAUUUAUGGUACAGAAGCUUCUUGGUUCGCUGGAUCUCAUCAGAACGUGUCUUAGAAUCAAGAAGCGAGAGCUUUCUUUGCGACCCUUCGAUAUAUUCUUGUGGAUGAAUGCGUCCUUUCUCAGAAGCUACGCAAUUUUUUUGGAGGAGUGCUGGAGAAAUGAUGCAAGUCAAGAUGAUUGGGAGAGACUGUACAGCUUGUCCAUGACUGAGGGCUGGAGUGACGAAAGAACCUUUAAGGCUCUCGAGAAAACUGUACUAUUCCAUGCUUCCAGAAAAUGUUAUGGGCCCCGCUCAAAAAAAUUUAAUAUGAAAUUCGAUGAGGUGCUCCCGUUGAGGAAGGGAAGGAAUAUAGGCGCGUCUGUGGAACAAGUCAUCAUCGAAGAAGUCAUCAUGGAGCACAAGGAUUAUCCACAUGUGGGCAAGCUGAUGCUGACCGCUAUCCUGCUCGCGAGUGUUUGA